Epinephelus fuscoguttatus (brown-marbled grouper) is the source of this 5981-nucleotide messenger RNA. It is a transcript of the gene ark2cb, whose product is annotated as ring finger protein 165b. The coding region runs from base 3287 to 4204 and encodes 305 amino acids. The record is from RefSeq and is a predicted model, not a curated record. The transcript has 8 exons. Gene Ontology annotation, molecular function: ubiquitin protein ligase activity; zinc ion binding. NCBI's taxonomy places the organism in Eukaryota, Metazoa, Chordata, Actinopteri, Perciformes, Serranidae.
CAAAUGUUAAUCCCCUUACUCCAUCUUUGUAUGAAUUUAGGACUACAGUUAUCUAUAUGUAGCUAAUGUGUAUGGUUUUCGCCUUAAACAUUGAACAAUAGCCGAUUAAUAUUAUUUUCAUCCAGAUUUAUAGCCAAGACUGAGUAGGUCACCUAGGAAUACCUCCAGCUUCGGUUGUAGCGCCGCAACAUCGCCCUCUUUUGCUCCGGACCUUAAAUGACAUGUCUGCUUUUGUCAACGACAACCAAGCGAGUCAGACAGUCGUUUGGGUUUGCCUGUGGUGCUAACCAGCCAGCAACAACCAACCGCCUGAAUGUAGAUCCGCAUGGGCUACUACUACUCUUUCUCUCCAAAUAACCCAGCGGAAUCAUAAGAUAAGGAUCCCAGGAUGGUCUUAGUGCAUGUCGGAUAUCUGGUUCUUCCUGUAUUCGGCUCAGUAAGAAACAGAGUAUGGAGGCUGGCUCUACAUUCUGCAUUUAUCAGAUCUUUGUCGUCCCCCCCAUUGUGUAGCUAAUGAUCAUCUGCUGCUGUGUGGUGUGGCGUGGCCUCUGCCUGUUCUCUGCAUUUAGCUGUAUUGUGAAUCCCUUCUUCAUUUCCUCUUUCCAUCAGAAGACGACAUUGGUAUUAAAAAGCACCCCCUCCCAAGAUGUAUUCAGCCAUAGACUUUCCAUGUUAAGCAGACUAAAACAAUAGCUAACACCUAGACCAGAGCACCUUUUUGUCUUUUUUUCUGUCAAAUUGCUGUAGCACUGAGUAAAACAUUUUAGCUCCUUUUUAGAUAUCAGUUGAAUGUCAUUGUGUACCUCCCAUCCAGUCUUGAUAGACAACAUGCUGUAAAUUCCUGUAAAGUGGAUACAUUUUGCAUGAUCUUAAAUACUGCACUGCAUCGUUGAACACCAGAAUUUGGCUCAUCUUCCUUCUCUUCACACAAGGUGCAAUGUACAUGAUUAAAGUGACCUGUAAAUUUUAAGAAAACAAGCAUGCCAAUUGGAACCAUAUGCAUGCCGUUUGUAUUGUCGAAACUCAGCAUUUCAGCAAAUGCUGUCAUGUGAUCACUUGAAAUGACUGAAGGUACACUGCACCUGCACACAACAACCUGCCAUAACUGUCUCCAUUUUUGUGUAAUCCUUUUGUUCCCUUUGCAAAUUUCAAGCUUCGAAUCACACUGAAUUGUCAGGGCUGUUUGCCCCUUAUGGGCAAAUAAAACUAAACAUUUUUCGUAAGCAAAACAUGCUCACUGGUGGUUCAUCACUUCCCAAUUUUCCCCACUAACAUGAGGCCAAAAUGCUAUCCAUUUCACAGGGAUGCCUAUUUUCCUGCACUGCUAAAGAGAUCCUCUAUUAGUAAUAACGUCUUUAUUGUUUGGUUGUGGUCUCUCUUUACCUUUUGUUCUGGUAAUAGUACUUUCAAUGCAUGGUCACAUUUAUGAUUCAUAAUUUUUGGUUUUUGUUUUUCUACAUUGACUAGUGAAAAUCCAAUGUAAUCUUUCUGUAGUAAAGAUGUACCCUGCUGUACUGAAAUCAUGUGCUGUAGCCAACACGUCUGCUCAUUGGAUGCCGCUUUUGUUCUUUUUAACCCUAUAUGGAGCAUGGUGGGCCUUGCCUUCAGUCUAUGUUGUUUAUUUUUGUUGCAUGGAUUUAUACUAUUAUUACAAACAAACAAGAAAAAAAAAACACAAAUUCCACAUAUACUAAUAUUUUUCAAUAAAGAAUAUAGUGUUUUUCCUAACCUUCAGUGUGCUUCUUGCUGAUUUCCAUUUAUUGUCCUCCCUCUCCCUUGUCCCUACCUGCCCCCUCCACCCCCCCUCCCCACCCACCUCCUCUCCCGCUGUGACAAAGAUAGACAAUUUCCACGCUUCCUCCAUCACAGGGCCUGAAUGAGUCUAUCUGCUGUCAUUCAUGGUGAUCGUUUUCACUGAGGCGCUUGAAAACGCAGUGUGCUUACUUACAGUCUAGACUUGAGCCUUUGACCCGCGGCAGCAAGGUCACCUCUUGUCUGCCCGGCAACACUGACGACCUGAAAAUACCGCUGGAAGGUCAUGCUGCCCAUCUUUGCAGGGUGUGUUUUGAAAUCAUACUGCGUUUUUCAAGCGUACUCCUAGUAAAUGCAAUGUAGACUUUGCCUAUUUCCUCAUGAUUUAUAUAAAAAGAAAAUCACUGUUUACAUUAAAAUAUGUCUUUUACACUGUUAAAACAGAGUAAAUUCUCCACCUUCUAUAAGAACUGCACAAUCUCUAUAUCUGUACUGGUAGACUUGUGUAAAAUUCACUGCUUUAGCUCCUGCCGGAUGGACAUAACAGAGCACAGUAUAUUGAAUCCUGCUCCACUGCAGACCUAUCAUGCCUUCCUCCAGCCAGGAUUUCCUCAAAAGUUUCUAAUCAAAGCUAAAUCUGUUAUUGCAAUUUCGCAGUCCUUCCAUAAUCAGAGGAGUCUUUUUAAGCAUAAGCACAGUAUUAAAACCAUAUUGCACCAUGGCACAAGAAAGUCUGUAUUUUCUCCCUGUCGAGUUUCCACAGCAGUCUGUUCACUGCAGUUGCCAAAUAGCUGUGGUUGGAGAGAGUAAAAAAAAGCAUUCAAGCUAUUUCCUCUCAACUCGUGAAUGUUCAUAUGGGAGCAGAACAACACUGCAUGUGUAAGACACAAAGAUAUAGUAGGUUUGAGUGAAGCACAGAUGUAUAGUAAUGUGAAUAUACUGUCUGGUUAAGGUUUUAAGAAGGAAGAUCGUGUUCUUUAUGGUUAUAUAGAUAGAGACUUGGCACAUUAACAGUUAUAUAUAUCUCUUAUAGACAGCCAGGUACAAAAGGUUUUACUCAGAGUGCACUGACCCACUGUCAGCUGCAGAAUUUACAAGAGCCGAGCUGCGUUGAAGACCAUAUACUGGUAGAUCUCAUCUGUUCUGAUCCAGUUCGCUUGAAUCAGAAGACCAGGAGUCGAUCCAGAGGUCGGAAAAUGCAGUUAAAGAAAUGAAAAGCUCGCGUUUUGUGUGCAGCACCAAAAUGGUUGUCAUGCUCAUGGUACUUGUGGUAACCAUCAUUUUCCCACCCCCACAGAAGUAUUUUUCACCCUAGGUAAGAGGUAGGGCUUCAUUAACAUGCUAUAUCACACACACAGUGACACCACAUUUCACCCACAAUUAAUUCCAGCUAAUCUCUCCCCUCAGGUGCCUGACAACUUCUCCUUAUCCCCCCACAGGAUCCCAUUUCAACCGGCAACAGCAGCAACAGCAGCAGCACAGCCAUGCUACCUCUUGCCGGCACUUCCAGUUAGGUCCUCAGGCCCCGCUGCCCAUGGACUUCCCCAUGCCCCACCCAGGGCAGCCACAGUCAGGCAUUAACCCCCACCUGGCCCCUCCUGGCCACCAGCAUGGCCCUCCACUCCACCCGCCUCUCAACCCCCUGCCCGCUCCCCAGUUCCAGGACAUCCCUGCCCCUCCCUUCCUACCUCAGGCAUUACACCAGCAAUACCUCCUCCAGCAGCAGAUCCUCGAGGCCCAGCACCGACACAUCCUGCCACCCUCCAGUAGACGCACCCCAGAGAGAGUUCCUCACCAGCCCCACAGACUGCGGCCCGGCUAUGAGUUUGCUCCCCCACUUCAUGUCCCUCCUCAGCCUGUGGUGCAGCAGCCCCGCUACCUGGCUGAGGGCACAGACUGGGAUCUAAGUGUAGAUGCUGGGCUGCCCCCCCACCAGUAUCACAUCCAUCCGCUGCCGCAGCACUAUCAGCACUACUUGACCUCUCCUAGGAUGCACCACUUCCCUAGAAACAAUGCCUCAACACAAGUGGUUGUCCAUGAGAUCAGAAACUACCCAUAUCCCCAGCUGCACUUGCUGGCUCUGCAGAGUCUCAACCCCUCCCGCCACGCGUCUGCUGUUAGAGAGAGCUACGAGGAGCUUCUGCAGCUGGAGGACAGGCUGGGCAGUGUAAACCGAGGAGCAGUCCAAACCACCAUAGAAAGAUUCACGUUCCCCCAUAAGUACAAAAAGAGAAUACCCCAGGACCUGAAGAUGUGUCUGGAUGAUGAGGAGCUGGACACCGAUGAGAAGUGCACCAUCUGUCUGUCAAUGCUGGAGGAUGGAGAGGAUGUCAGGAGAUUACCCUGCAUGCACCUCUUCCACCAGGCGUGUGUGGACCAGUGGCUGGCCACCAGCAGGAAGUGCCCCAUCUGCAGAGUGGACAUUGAGACCCAACUGACCCCUGACAGUUGAUAGCUCCUGUCGACUCCUGCAGCUUUGGAUCUGGUCUUGUUAAUUCUCCAUUGCCUCCCCAUCCAGGGGGGAAGCUCUGCCAAACACCCCUCUCUUGCCCUCUGCAUCACUCAACGAGCCUGCCUUCUGAGACAGCUGUGACAGAGGGAUCAACAAAGCACACUCACCUACAACACAGCGAGGGAUGGGGGUUGAUGCAUAGAUAUGUGGCUGGACUGAAGGUUGCUUUAAAUGGACUUGCUGGAUGUGACAGGUAGGAGCGGACACGUAUGGACAGAUGUGCUGAGGCUUCACACACAGAUUCUGUCAGAUUGUGUACCCUGUGUACAUUUCUCCAUACCGCCAUCAAAGAGAGGACACUCUGACUACCAACCUCCCCAGCUCAGUGUGGCGUAUUAAGGCCAUUUCUCUGCCACUACAUCAAAACCCUUUCCGCCCCUCCCCAGGCCUGUGAAAAAAUCCUUUAAGCUGCACUCUGCCCAAGCCCUCAGCACAUCUGUACAGAACAUUAUCAAAUGAUUAGCAUGAGGUUGUUUGGUGUGAACUCUCGUAGCUGAACGCUUGUGGUGUAAUGGAGUAUAGUACUGAAUAAGUAUUUACAGAGUAACAGUGUUGUGUAGCAAGCAAAGCCUUUUGAGAAAUAUGUUUGUGAAAAAUAAACCUACAGAGAGGGUGAAUACAGCUCAAAUAAGGGAGAAUAUUCAGCGUGUUAAUUAAUCAUAAGACGAUGAGGAAAGAGCUAGUUGUGUAAAAAAAAAAAGGCCAAAAAUCCCUCUUUCUUGUCUAACAUGGUUUUGGAUUUACAGUUAGUAGAUGCCAUCAGAGUUGAUGCUAAACCCGCUAACUGCAGGCAUGGCUUCCAGUGAUCUGUGUAGUGUCGUAGUGGGGCCUCUAUUAUCUAGAGCAGAGGCCUCAGAUGUGCAUGCUGUAUGGCAGGCUUGGGCUGUGUCGUUAAUAUUGUGGAGCAGUAGAAACAGGGACUGUGUCUGUGCAUGUGAACCGUAUACUAUGACUCUGACGAUGCCACUCAUUCAUAGAGGAGGACAAGAAUGCACCUAAUACCCCUCCCCCCCCCUCCCCCCACUCCAUCCUGAGUAGACCAAAGUUGCCCUUAGACACCGAUCUCAGACCCAUGUAGCAUUUCUCUCCUGACGUCAGGAUUCAAAGAGCUGCUAGCAGAUCCGUGUCUAACUGCAACUCCUCUCUGUUGCCUCGCUCAUGGCAUGAUCACAUGACAUGAGAGGCCGGCAUGGGCUUGAGGAUGCAGUGCCUGAGGUCUUGCCAUCAGAGUGACUAAAAUCUGACAUUUGUAUUACCUAUUACCAGAACCUUAUUGCCUAUCAAACAAGCACAUGUGAUUUCUAUAUACAGUGAAUCGCCUCUGUUGUGUAUCGGCUCCUUUUCAUUUCAAUCUAAGUUGCUCCCACUGUUUGAUUAAAAAGACUGUGUAUCUGGUGUUACAGGGAAAAUACAAACUAGUUUGCCUGUGAUAACGUGCUAGAAUGUGUAUGAUUGUCCCCCACCCCCCUCUCCCCCCAUGGUAGUAGUGUAUGGUAUUGCUAGAACAACUGUGAUAUGUUCAGUGAUAGAAGCCGUUUUCUCUAUAUCAUGCAUGAACCAUGUCGGCGUAGUUCACUUGAAGGAGGGUGAAAGGGAGAAAAAGCCAUCCAUUUGAAAAAUACCAAACAAUUGUUCUUAAUUUUAUUUUCAAUUGUCUUUUUCUGCCAUUUUCUUUUUCUUCUUACUUGUAUUUUUUUUUUUUUUUUUUUUUGCGCUC